Molecule: messenger RNA, 1034 nt
Organism: Leptopilina heterotoma
Lineage: Eukaryota; Metazoa; Arthropoda; Insecta; Hymenoptera; Figitidae
Exons: 4
Coding region: 386-970 (194 amino acids)
Source: RefSeq, a predicted model, not a curated record
AUAUCGAUAAAAGUGAUUUUGCUUUUCAAUUAUUGCACACAUUAAUUGUACGAAAGUAAAAGUUAUAAUUUAAAUGACAGACUUUCACCACUUUUUUCCGUUAAAUUCAGAAAAUUAUUUUUGUGCACGAGACACACACGUUAUAACAAUGAGAGUUGUUAAUAUAAAUCAUUACAUGCUUAGUCGUCACAAUAGAGAAAACCAAGAAAAAACAAUCCACCGUUUGAUGCACAUGAAUGCGUUUUACUGUAUUCAAAGUCACCUUAAAUAUGACGACACGUCCUUAAGACUUUUAUUCUUCAAUUUGCACUGUGUCAAUCAUCUUCAAAAGAACAAAAAAAAAUAAAUAAAAUAAAAAAAUUUACAAGUUUUCUUUCUUUAAACUAUGACGAUAUAUAUAAAAUAUUUGGUAAUUUUUCCAAUAAUAAUCAGUAGUGUUCUUGCAAUGAGCAAUUGGGAGAUAAAUAUCGAACGGGAUAGAAAAAAUGCAGCCGGAACGAUGUUAGUUGAUAUUGCAAAAGAAUUGGUUCAAAGAUCCGCAUCGACAAGUCAGGUUCUCAACUUAAAUCUUUCAAGUUUAUUGCUUCUACUAGUUCUAAAGGCUGUCGUUUAUGGUGCUGGAUAUUUAGGGGGACAUAAUAAUUUCAAUAAUAAUGUCAAUGCUCGUGGUUUAGAGGAAGAUAUGGUAUCAGAGGGAGAAGUUGCUUUAGCUGUUGGUUUUCUAAUUGGCGACACCUGUUUGUAUCGAGCAGCUUGUGAAGUUCCACAAACCGCAAAAGAAUAUUUAGGAGCUGCUGAAAUGAUUUUACAAGCUAUGAAAUUAAUGCCUCAAACUUCGAAAUUGAACGAAAAAUAUGAGAGAAAAAUGGCAGAUUUUCGAAAAGCGAUAGAAUACGGUACAGGAGGACAAUGUCCUUCGGAGUACAAUUGCAAAAAGGAGAAUAUAGAUCGAUUUUUACGACCGGAAUAAAUAAAUCAAUUUGCUGAAUGUAUAUGAAGAUUGUGAACAUUAUUUUACUAUUUUUAAACUUUUU